AUAAUUUUUUUUUCCAUCAGCAUUUCAGAAUCACACGAGCACAGCUAACUCCUUAUUUAUUUAUUUAUUUUUUUAAAAUUUUUAAAUUUUUUAUUUUCUCACUUCACUAAUCAGUACUAAUUAAACCAUAUAUGCAAUUAUUUAGGGAAGGUUGUUAAGGGAAAAACAAAUGCACAUGCACCCUUCUUCAUCCUCCCAAAAGUUUGUGUCACCCGUGAGUCAAAGCUCAUGACCUCACGCGGGUCAGCAAGUCCCACGCACUUCACGGUUAAAACUCUCCUUGAAAUUUUUAUAUAAGCAGGUUUGGUUUUGGACCUUGAAAAACAAGCAGUAGUAUAUACUUCGUCAUGGCUUUUCAACUCUCGAUCUUCACCAAGAGAGAGUUUCAGGUAUUUGCCGAAGGUUGGGUUAAGAAACAAGAGUGGGUUAGGGGAUGGAUGUGCAGCUGAUGCACUUGAAUCCAAUAACGGGUGAGUGGAUUCCAUGCUAUGCUUGUUAAGUGAGCAGUCUUUUGCCGGUUAACCUUUGUUUCGUUGUCUGUUCGACCUUGAACGUAUCAUCAUCCACAAAACCCUAGUCUCAAUAAUUUCAUUAGGAUUAAUUAAUUAUAUGACGACUGAACUAAUUAAACUCAAAUCACUAAUCGCAUAUACAUACUUUUUCUUUGCUCCGUACGUUUGGUAGGUAUAUAUAUAAGCGUCGCUAAAUUUGUUGUUUCCAUUAUAGCAAAGCAAAAGCUUCAUUUCUGACUUUCUGGUGUAACCGGAAAUAUAUGAUCUAUGUUUACAGUUUGGUGUAUAGAGUAUGGACCAUGAUGAGGAUCUAGCUAACUGAAACAGGAUUGGUCCCAAGGUUAAAUUGGGCUGUCUUUAUGAAAAUCAUUAAUUAUAUUAACAUUUAAUCAUCAUUUUCAGCUUUUUGAUAUCAACCAGCGAGGUUAUAUUUACAUCUAAUCAUUCUUGAGUUUGGUUGAUAGAAAAAAAAAAAAAAAAACUAAGUGAUACCGUAAUAAAAAAUUUUAUUUUUU
Molecule: messenger RNA, 1027 nt
Organism: Rubroshorea leprosula
Lineage: Eukaryota; Viridiplantae; Streptophyta; Magnoliopsida; Malvales; Dipterocarpaceae
Source: the annotation of a GenBank genome assembly